AUGGCAGCAGCAACAGCAGCAGCUGCUGCUGCAGCAACAGGGGAGGAGCCGCUGCGGUACCCGUGGCUGCCGGCGGACCAGCAGCGGCUGCCGGCCACAAUGGCCUCGGCCUCCAUGGCGGGUUUGCUGUCGCGACUCGUAAUGCAUCCGCUGGACACUGCAAAGGCAGUUAUUCAAGUCCAGACGAAGACUUUGGGGACUCGAAAGUGGAAACUGAGCGGCUCAAAGACAGCACUGACACUCUCCUCGAUCUGGAAGGCUGACGGCGUCGCCGGGCUCUACAGGGGGUUUGCCGUGACCUCUGCCCUGGCAGUGCCCGCGACUUGCCUUUACUUCAGCACCUACGAAAUCCUCAAGUCCCGCUUUUUGAAGCUUUCAAGGGGCGAAGAUGCGCAGUCAGCAGCAGCAGACCAAACCUUUCUCUCCGCGUUGCUGCUGGACUCCGUCUGCGGCUUUUCUGCCGAAGCCAUUUCUUGCGUCUUCUACCUCCCCAUGGAUGUCUGCAAGGAAAGACUGCAGCAAUUCGGAAAGAUUGCAAACAGCCUAAGAGGCUCUGACGUCGCUUCCCCAAAGUCGCCAACUGCAGAAUGCUGCCCACUUAUUGACGCCUCCGUCGCAGGUGCAGCUGCUGGCGCCGCUGCUUUCUUGACUGCGCCUUUGGACAAGGUGAAACUGAGGCUUCAGGUUCAAAUGGAAAACUCCCAAUGCCGCGAGCAGCCUUUCUACUACAGAAAUUUCUUCCAUGGUUUGGCCUCUUUGUUCAGAUCUGAAGGCCUUAGGGGCUGUUUUGCGGGCGUGGGAGCUCGCACACUCUUUCACUCGGGAUCUCUUUUCAUGACAUUCCUCUUCAUGCAGACUGCGCGUAAUGUCUACUGCCGUUACUACGAGGCGUAG
Messenger RNA from Eimeria necatrix, 894 nucleotides. Its product is annotated as mitochondrial carrier domain-containing protein, putative. Gene Ontology annotation, cellular component: mitochondrial membrane. Gene Ontology annotation, molecular function: ferrous iron transmembrane transporter activity. NCBI's taxonomy places the organism in Eukaryota, Apicomplexa, Conoidasida, Eucoccidiorida, Eimeriidae. The coding region runs from base 1 to 894 and encodes 297 amino acids. The transcript has 5 exons. Gene Ontology annotation, biological process: iron import into the mitochondrion. The record is from RefSeq and is a predicted model, not a curated record.